GUGGCUUGAGGGAGGAGCGGGGCUUCUGGGAGGGUGGUCGGCGAGAUGGGGGAGGGGCUGGAGAACGAGGGCGGGCCUCGCACCUGACCCCCGCCCUCCGGGAAGAGCAGCGUAUCUUCCAACACCACGUGGUAGCCGCUCAGCUUCUCUUCGUUGUUGCCACUGCCUUUCCCAACGGUUUGCAGCUCCGCGGGGCGGCAGGAGAGCACGGUGGUGCUGAACUGCGUAGAAAAGGGAGGGCCGUAAGGCGGGGCCUGCCAGCCGACCCCCGCGCCCGAUCCCUCCCCAUCCCCGUCGAUCUCGAACCCCCAGCUUCAGCUCUCACCUCUCGAGCGUAGCUGUCCCGCUGGCACCGGAACGUCAUGGUUGCCGGCUCCCUGGCCGCGGAGAACGCUAAGCUGGAGGACUGGCAAGGGCGGAGCUCAAGCCCUACGUAGGACCUGCGUUUCUCCCCUCUGCGUGGUAGAGUGUCUGGAAAGGGGUAACGGACGGUAGGCGGCGUGGGACAGAAUUAGCGAAAACGGAAAUCGGGGACUCCUCCCUCUCGGUCGUUUAGUAACCUGUAGCGAAGGUCUCAAAAACCGGAAGUGAAGUGUGACCACCGGAAAUCAUGGAGCCGGGCAAGAUGGCGUCCCCCAAGAGCUCUCCGAAAGAUGCCCAAGUGAUGGCCCAAAUUCUGAAGGAUAUGGGGAUCACAGAGUACGAACCAAGGGUCAUCAACCAGAUGCUGGAGUUCGCCUUCCGCUACGUCACCACGAUUUUGGACGAUGCUAAAAUUUAUUCGAGCCACGCCAAGAAGCCCGCGGUGGAUGCGGACGAUGUGCGGCUGGCCAUCCAGUGCAGGGCCGACCAGUCGUUCACGGCGCCGCCGCCGAGGGACUUCCUGUUAGAUAUCGCCCGGCAGAAGAACCAGACCCCGCUGCCGCUGAUCAAGCCGUACUCGGGCCCCCGGCUACCGCCGGACCGCUACUGCUUAACGGCGCCCAACUACCGGCUGAAGUCCUUGCCCAAAAAGGUGCCCUCCGCGGCGGGCAGAAUCACGGUCCCGCGGCUCAGCGUGGGCGCCGUCAGCAGCAGGCCCGGCACCCCGACCCUGGGCGCGCCCUCGUCCGCUCCUGCAGUGGCCGUGGCCGCCGACGUCGCCACCCCGCUGUCUCUGGCCGGCCAGAGGUUCACGGUGCAGAUCCCGGCCUCGCAGAGCCCCGCGGUCAAGGCCGCGAUGCCCGCGGCGCCCGCCGUUCAGAACGUCCUGAUCAACCCCUCCCUCAUCGGGUCCAAGAACAUACUCAUCACCACCAACAUGGUGUCGUCGUCGUCAUCGUCGUCGUCCUCUUCCUCCUCGUCGUCGUCGUCCUCGCAGAGCACCCCCGCCGAGUCCUCGAAUUCGUUGAAAAGGAAGCACGAAGAGGAUGACGACUAUGACAAUUUGUAGAGGACGGAAGCCGGGCCUGGUGACUGUCAAAGGCUGAACAUCUCCAGUUCAUUCAACUAUCCUCAUAUGACAUGGACUCAAGACCCUUCACCAUCAUGUUUUUUUGGACGACGUCCUGCUUAUCAGUGUCCUUCCUAAACUGUGGUGCCAUGGUGAAACCCUGCUUCCAGCAGAAUUCUUGAUAUUACUGAUGCUUCCUGAAAGUGUUGUUUCCUUGAAAAAAAAAGUAUCCGGUUUCUUUUGCCUCCUUUCCUACCCCACACAUUUUCUCAUUUGAAAAAACAACUAGAUCCCCAUCUAGCUAUGGCCAAAGUCAUGAACAUCAUCCAAAUUAACUUCUUCAAAUGCUCUUUUUCCCAGGCAUGUUCUGGGUGUAGUUAAUUUAAUAGGAAACCUAAGUAUAAACCCUAGCAGCCCAGUUUUGAAAGAGAUGCCUCAUGGUGGUGUGGAGGUGACCCUUUGUUUUUUAAGCCAAUGAAUAAACACACAUUCUGGCAGGUCCUUAUGAUCUGGGAAGGCUUCAAGUAUGUCCUCAGAAAUAAACUUUACCUGCUGUCUGAAGACCAGUCCAGCUAAGUGCAAAAGAGGAUCAUCAUAAAAUAUAAAAUGAUCCUCUGCUCUGUACAGCAGACAUAAUUUCCAUGGUAACAGUGACAGAAUGGUGGGAAAGGAACACUUUUAAGACUUGGUUCUUAGACUGUCUAGACAAUUUAACUAUUGUUUUAAGUCUGCAAUCUUUGUUUACCAACUGAUAAUACUGGAGGAACUGAAAUAUCCAUGGGCACAUUGUUAUUACAAAUGUAAGCCAGAAGACAUGAAGUUGUUGGUUAAAUGGAAGUCUGGUUCCCAACUUCCCAGGGUGGGGUUUGUUUCAUCAUGUACCCAAAGGCUACAAGUAAAGUCAUUCUGUGAGAUGCAACCUUAGAAUUCUGUGUCUCCUCCUCCCUCAACUCCCUUAUUUAGGGAGCAUAAAGAAGUGGAUUAUUAAACGCAAAAGCUAUGAAAUGGCACAUAUCUUGUGAUCAAAUAAUUCUCCUUUGGGCAAUAUACCUCAAGGAAUUAACUAAAAAAAAAGUUAUUUUACAAAAGUCUGUCAUGGCAUUGUUUAUAAAAUUGGAAACAGCCCCAAUAACCACCAAUGGGGAAAUGGCUCAAUAGCCUAAGGAUACUCAUAUGCUAGUAGUUUGCAUUUAGAUAGCACUUUAUAGGGCACUUUCUUCACAGCCUAGUAACACAGCAAGUGUACUGUUGCCCCAUUUUACAGAUUACCGGGCUUAUAGAUGUUGAGUGAGUUGCCUAUCGUCAUACUGAUAAUUAAUGCCAGAUCUGGGACUUCAAGAUCUUCUGGCUUUAAAUCCAGUGUUCAGUCCACUAUAUGAUAAUUAUGAAAUAUGUAUAGCAUUUUGAAACAUGCAAAUGGGUGUAUGUGAAAUCAUGUUAAGUUAAAAAAAUAAUACAUGAUAGAAGUCAUCAGAAAUGUACAUAGAUUUACAAAGGGGAGAAGGAAAUAUGGAGAGAUGAAGAUAGCAUGUUCAUUCUCUUCUGUAAUGUUGCUUAAGUUCCUAAUAAAAGAAAAAAAUUACAAAAG
Molecule: messenger RNA, 3020 nt
Organism: Trichosurus vulpecula (common brushtail)
Lineage: Eukaryota; Metazoa; Chordata; Mammalia; Diprotodontia; Phalangeridae
Product: transcription initiation factor TFIID subunit 9-like
Exons: 2
Coding region: 611-1432 (273 amino acids)
Biological process (GO): DNA-templated transcription initiation; RNA polymerase II preinitiation complex assembly
Cellular component (GO): transcription factor TFIID complex; SAGA complex
Molecular function (GO): transcription coactivator activity; RNA polymerase II general transcription initiation factor activity; protein heterodimerization activity
Source: RefSeq, a predicted model, not a curated record